Molecule: messenger RNA, 267 nt
Organism: Helobdella robusta
Lineage: Eukaryota; Metazoa; Annelida; Clitellata; Rhynchobdellida; Glossiphoniidae
Exons: 3
Biological process (GO): neuron differentiation; cell fate commitment; multicellular organism development
Cellular component (GO): extracellular region
Molecular function (GO): frizzled binding; cytokine activity
Source: RefSeq, a predicted model, not a curated record
GACGAGCUCAUCUUCUCGACAAUAUCUCCGGACUACUGCUCUCCGGAUGUCAGCGUGGGAUCCGUUGGGACCGAGGGAAGAGUGUGUGAUGUAGACAGUACCGGGACGAAAGGUUGCAGGUCAAUGUGUUGUGGCAGGGGUUACACGGUCGAAGUUCAAGAGGUCAAAUAUAGGUUGGUUGAUUGGUGCGAGUGUAAAUACCACUGGUGCUGUUAUGUCAAAUGUCGGACUUGCCUCAAAUCCAUCCAAGUCUACAGAUGCAGAUGA